Molecule: messenger RNA, 1179 nt
Organism: Trichomonas vaginalis G3
Lineage: Eukaryota; Parabasalia; Trichomonadida; Trichomonadidae
Product: PH domain-like family
Exons: 1
Coding region: 1-1179 (392 amino acids)
Source: RefSeq, a predicted model, not a curated record
AUGAGUAACAUUUUCGAUUUAUUGCUUUCCCCUGAUGUUGAAAUUGCACAAUCUACAGCAAAAUUAGUUAGUAUGAUGGCAUAUUCCAAUCCUCAACUCUUCAUUGAUAAUUUCGAGCAACUUCGCCUCGUAAUAAUGGCAUUAUGUUGUUCUCCAUAUCCAUCUUUUUCAACAGUUACGAUUCUAAUUAACGGAAUUACGAAUGGAAUUGAAAAUAAUACAGAGUUAUACAACGAUUAUAUCAUGCCUUUGCUUACAUUAUCAUAUGAUAUCUCACAAGCUUUUCUAAAGAACCCAACCCCAUGCACACAGUUUUACCCUGACAUGUCUUCGAUUGUCGGACUCAUUUCAUCGCAAAUUAAACAUGAUAAUCCACUAACUUUAGAAAUGAUCAUCGCGAUUGCAGAGCAUUCCUCAAUCGGAUAUCUUCCAUUCAUAUCGUAUGAUGAAAUCAUUAUAGAAAAACUCGAAGAUGUCGUGAAAAUUAUCUGUUCAGCAGAAAAUGUUGGCGAAGUCCUUUCAAAAAUCCUCAAAGCAAUUGUUUCACCGAAUCCCAAAACCGCUGUUAUAUACAAUGUUAUCGCUCUUAGCGUUAUGUGCGAAUUAGGAAACCAACCUGGCAUUAUCAACGCAACAAUGGAGCAUUCGACAAUUAUUCUAUCAUUAAUUGAAAAAUUACCUGCUCAUCUGUCUUUUCUUCCAUCUGUUUUACUGCUUACAACACGUUCUUUUCCGAAUGAGUUUACACAGAUCCAGGAAACCCUUAAAAAGGAGUUGACUGGUAUCAUUGAAACUCUCAGGAAUGAUAGGAAGCAAAUUUUGAACGCCCCAGAAAGCAGAUCUGAAGUUAAGACAAAUUACACUCUUCAUAGGACUCAAGUAUCUAUCCUCGAGAACCAACGCCUCUUCUCUAAGAAGUGGAAUAAUACAUGGCUUUCUCUUCUCGAAGAACCUCAAAUCUUGAUGUGGUCACCUGACAAGACAAACAACAAAGGAGGUGUAGCCGUUUACAUUUCUGAGGUCACAAAACUUGAAGUUUUGCAAGAAACUGUGACAGAACAAAAUAGAAAGAAUAUCAUGAAAAUUACUGUUGGAAAAGACGUUUAUACAUUUUCAUUCAGUAAUUAUGAAGAUGCCCUUCAAUGGAAUAACAUUUUCAAACAAUUAAAGUCAAAGUAG